Molecule: messenger RNA, 7887 nt
Organism: Pristis pectinata (smalltooth sawfish)
Lineage: Eukaryota; Metazoa; Chordata; Chondrichthyes; Rhinopristiformes; Pristidae
Gene: heca
Product: hdc homolog, cell cycle regulator
Source: RefSeq, a predicted model, not a curated record
AAGGGGAGGGGUGGUGGGAGGGGGGGCUGGGGAGGGUGAGGGAGACCACGGAUGAGCCCGGCUGCCAGCCCCCUACCAUGCCGAACCAGAAGGGCGUCAAGGGCAGGAAGAACAAGCGCACCAACAGCAGCGGCGACGAGCAGGAGGCGGCGGCCGGGGCGGCUGCCUGCAGCGCGGGAGCCGGAGCCGGGGCGGCGGCGGCGGCGGCGGUGGGGGCCGGCGGAGCGGCGGGCGGCCAGUCGGAGACGGGCAACGAUCACGAAGCGCCCUGCGCCACGCCGCUGGUGUGCGGCCUGGCCGCGCGGGUGGAGCUGGACAAGGAUGACUACCAGCGGGUGGUCUGCAACAACGAGCACUGCCCCUUCGGCAACUGGAUGCACCUGCAGUGCUUCUACGAGUGGGAGAGCAGCAUCCUGGUUCAGUUCAACUGCAUCGGCCGGGCACGUAGCUGGAAUGAGAAGCAGUGCCGCCAGAACAUGUGGAACAAGAAGGGCUACGACCUGGCCUUCCGCUUCUGCUCCUGCCGCUGUGGCCAGGGCCACCUGAGGAAGGAUGUGGACUGGUACCAGUCGCGCCGCAGGCAGGACGACAAGAAGAAGAAGCAGCAGCAGGCGGCGGGGCGGGCCCAAGGCCGGGGACGCCCGCCGCCGAGGACGGCAAGAAGUGCAAGCUCAAACCGGCCCAGCAGGCCCCACGAGGGGCAGCGCCGGCUGUCGGUGGACCGCCAGAACUCCCAGGACAAGGGCCCGCCCAACGGGGGCCACCGCGAGGUCUGCGGCUCGCCGCCCCAGCCCUCCCCGCCCUCGGCCUACCCGUCCUUCGCCGGAGCUGGGACGGGAUCGGGGGCUGCGCCCCGGGCCCCCCGCCACCUGGGCGACUUCCUCAAGACAGCCCUGCAGGCCGAGGCCUGCCGCAAGCUGCUGCCCGGCGGCCCGCGCUGCGCCCAAGCCGAGCUGUGCCCGGCGUCGGCGGGGGGAGGUGGGGGCGGAUCAGGGAGCCGGCUGGAGCCCGCCGUCCAGUUCUUGCGGCGGCUGGACCUCUCCGAGCUGCUGGCCCACGUGCCCAAGCACAAGAUGAACACCUACCACGUGCGGAUGGAGGACGACGCGCAGGCCGGCCAGGGCGAGGAGCUGCGCAAGUUCAUCCUGGCGGCGCUGAGCGCCAGCCAGCGCAACGUGGUCAACUGCGCCCUCUGCCACAAGGUGCUGCCGGUCUUCGAACUCUUCCCGCUGGUCGACGGCACCCUGUUCCUCAGCCCCUCCCGGCACGACGAGAUCGAGUACGACGUCCCCUGUCACCUCCAAGGGAGGCUCAUGCACCUCUACGCCAUUUGCGUGGAUUGCCUAGAAGGGGUGCAUAAGAUAAUUUGCAUCAAAUGCAAGUCACGGUGGGACGGGAGUUGGCACCAGCUGGGAACCAUGUACACUUACGAUAUCCUUGCUGCGUCUCCGUGCUGUCAGGCCAGACUGAACUGCAAGCACUGUGGGAAGCCGGUCAUCGAUGUGCGGGUGGGGAUGCAAUAUUUCUCCGAGUACAGCAAUGUCCAACAAUGUCCGCACUGUGGUAACCUAGACUACCACUUUGUAAAACCCUUUUCCUCCUUCAAAGUGUUGGAAGCUUAUUGACAAAUGCUUUCUCUUUUUUUUAAAAUUGUUUUCUUUCUAGAGUAAUUAUUACGUAGGAGUGUAGUACCUUGUUUCUGCCCCAGUUGCUUGUGUGUAAGUCUUUACCCAGUGUUAGCCAUUUGUUGUGUGGUUGGGCUGGGGUGGAGCUGGGUGUCACGGGAGGGUUAGCUGAAGUGGUCAAGGAGCCUGUUCCAAGUGGAAAAAAAGAUUUGCAUACAAGCAGCUGUUUCGAUCGGUUGGGUUGGUUUGAGACUGCAUCCUCCAUGGGUUGGGUCCCCACCUUGAAAAGAAUCGGAAGGGGUGUUUACUUUUGCUGUUGUUGCUCAUUGGUGCUUGACGGUUGAAUGUAACUAUACUCCGGUCCUAGGGGGCUUCCCCUUCCUCUUGAGUAUUUCCCUGCUCUUAUCAAGGUUUCUUCAAGACCCCGGUUGUGAAGUGUUGCGUUUAAAAGAGGAGGGAGAAUUAUUAGUCAAGUGCAAAGGAGGGCGAUUAAAGAAGCUUGCUGCUUUUAUUAGAAGGGGUAAUAUUUUCCCCAUUUUAAGACUUUUUUUUCCCCCUGGCUUGCGUAGUUUAGUCACUGUACUGCACGUAUUACCACCACGUCAUUAACUCUCCUUCUGCCAUUUUGCCAGGGCUGGUGGGUCCCCUCCUUCCCCCACCCUCAUUCAUUGCACCCUCUCAGCUGGAAGCUGCCGACCUCCUCCUUGCUUGGAGUGUGCAGCCCAGAGAGUGCUCUCUGGUACCAACUCUUAUGGAUUUAGGCAGUAAGGUGGCAGGUUUUGUCUGUCAGGGGCAUGGCACCUGAUCAUCUGUGCACCAUAGGGUGCAUUCAACUGGUUAGUGAUAGGGAGCAGAUGAGGGCAGUUAACAUGCCACACUGCUGAUGGAACUCGUCCAUUGUGAAUGAAGACUUGGAUUUGUAUCGACUUGGUGUUCCUGCUCAAGUUUUCAAAGUACUUUGGAAUGCAGCAUCUCAAGGUCACGGUCAAGUUUAUUGUCCCAUUGGAUCGCAAUGAGACUGGAUGACGUGGCUUCUGUAGGUGAUAGUUGUGGGGUAGAUGUUGAAUAGGUGGUGAAGAGUGUGUCUCUGCUCUACUUUGAAAUAAUUCCAAAUGACGAAACCUUCACCAGCACAGAACUCCAUUAGAACUGAGCGGAAGAGUCGGCCUAGAACUCGUGUACUGUGUGUUUGAUUAGGACUUCAGCUCAUAGAUCUUUGAUUUGUCAGCAGUGGUGCCUCCUCUGCGCUACAGCUGCUUGGUCAAUUAAUGGAAUAUUAUUCUGGUGUGGCGUCUUUGUUAGAGAAACCUUGAGCUUCCUGCUCCCUCUCCCUUUAACUCUCUAUCCCUCACUUUGACCCCACUGUCUUUGGCCUCUUAACCACCAGCUUAUUCUCCAACUUGGUUCAUUGCAGCCUUCAGGAUCAAUGAUGCAGUCAACAGUUUCAGAUAAUCAACCAUUCUAUUUUCUCCUGACUUUAGUUCAAUCAUUGCUUUACUUGCACGGUCUCUGAUCAUACAGCAAGCUCCAGACCAUCUUAGAUCAGGCAUCCAUCCCACGGUCCAGUUGACCCAGUAGUACCCGUCCUACCACUUUGGGUUUGUGGAGCUCAUAGGGUACCAAUGUGAGGUCCAUCCCCGUGGACCUGCUGCCCCGUGCCCUGUGUUAUUACCCAGAUGCCCUACAAAGAAUUACACAGAACAGAAACGAGUCCUUUAUAUAAACUCAUCCAUGCCGACCAAGGUGCCUACCUGAGCUAGUUCCAUUUGCCUGCAUUUGGCCCGUAUCCCUCUUAUACCUUCCCUAACUAUGUACCUGUCCAAAAACGUUAUUGUACUCGCCUCUACCUUUUCCUCUGGCAGCUCGUUCCACAUACCCACCCCCCUCUUUGUCAAAAAAAAACCUCAUCUCAAUGUGCAGUGUCAAAUAUCAUACUACUGACUGCAGUAUCAACCAGUGCAUCUACCAUUGACUUUCUCCCCCCCCCCCCCCCCCAGUAAAACCUAUAAAGGUUGGAUGUACCUGGUGAGAUGUGAGCCCUGAGGUGUAGAUUACCAUCUUGCAAAACUGCAAGCUUUGGCUGGAUCAGCUUGAAAUCUGUCUGCCCCUGUGCUGAUAUUAGCCUAGUACGAAUGCAGAGGAGAUUAACUCAAGCGGCAUCAGGGAGGCUAGGAUUUAGUGCUGGGAAGUCUAAGGGGAGAUUUAAUGGAGGUAUUGAUACUUCUGAAGUGUCUUGAUUAGGGAAAACCUCUUUCUGCAGGGGGAUAGUUAAGAUGAUUAGAUUGGGAGAUGACCCAUAGAAUUUUUGCAGCACAGUUGAAGGCCUUUGAGUCUGUGAUGACAUUUCUUGUAAAGAAAAAAAUCUACCCUCUGCAAUUCGCUGACUCUCUUCCCCUAGCCCUGUAGAUAUGCCUAACUAAUUCCUUUCUGCAAUCCAGGAAUCGUUCUGCUCUGUGCAUGCAGCCAGGGUGUUACCAUUAAAACUCAUUGCAUGAAGAGCAUUUCCUGGUGUCCCUCCACUCAACUUCUUGCCAAUCUCCCUAAAUCUAUGGGCCCUGGUUUGCAACCCUGGGACCGGCUUCUCUUCCUUUAGACUCUUGAUGAUUUCCAACUCUUUAAUUGAAUCUGCUCUCAUCUCUUUCCUCUUUCAAAAGAAAAACCUCCCACCUUUCUCUAACCUCUCCACAUAACUCAAGUCACUCAUCCUUGGAAUUCCCUGUAGUAAAUCUUGUCUACACCGUCUCCGCCUUCACAUUCACGUGACUGCUUUCAAACUCGACUGUGAACUCCCAGAAAGUUGAAAGAACCACAUUUAUAAGAGCAGCAUUCAACGUGUAACAGGAACAAUGAACACAAAAUACUGCAGGACACGCAGGUUGGAGGAGCAACACCUCGUGUUCCAACUUGGUAGUCUCCAACCUGAUGGCACCAACAGUGAUUUCUCCAACUUCUGGUAAUCCCUCCCCUCUGAUUUCCUUUCCUCCCCCCCCCCCCCCUCUGUUUUCCCUCAUUUCUGUGGCCUCUUCACCCUUUCCCCUCCCCCCGCCCUCACAACGUGCCCACUUCCCUCCCUUUAUUCCAUGGUCCACUGCCCUCUCCUAUCAGAUUCCAUCUUCACCCCUUUGCCCCCUCCACCUAUCACCUUCCAGCUUCUCACAUCAUCCCCUUUUACCCCCCCCCCCACCCACCUACCUUCCUCUCUCACCUGGACUCUCCUACCACCGGCCAGCUUGUGCUUCCCCACCACCCCUCCACCUCUUUUAUUCUGGCUUCUGCCCUCUUCCUUUCCAGUCCAGAUGAAGGGUCUCGACCUGAAACGUCGACUGUCCAUUUCCCUCCAUAGAUGCUGCCUGACCCGCUGAGUUCCUCCAGCGUUUUGAUUUCGUUGCAGAUGCUGGAAAUCUGGAGCAGUCUCUCAUGUGUCAACAUGUAGUAGGGACUGUGUUUGAAGAGGGAAUAUUCUGCAGAGCCAUGGGGAGGAAGAAGGGACUAAUUGGAUCGCCCUUCUAAAGAGAAUGCAUAAGGAUAGUGGGCCAAAUGGCCACCACCUGCAUUCUCAGUGACCGGUAGCUCUGUGCAAAUGGAUCCAUGUGGAGGCAUAGAUUUGUGGGCCAAUUAUAUAACUAUAGAACAAUACAGCACAAUAUAGGCCCAUCGGCCCACCAUGUUGUGCCAACCUUCAAACCACACCUAAGACUAUCUAACCCCUUCCUCCCACAUAUCCCUCCCACAUAUCCCUCUAUUUUAAAUUCUUCCAUGUGCUUAUCUAACAAUGUCUUGAACUUGACCAACGUACCUGCCUCCACCACCACCCCAGGCAGCGCAUUCCAUGCACCAACCACUCUCUGGGUGAAAAACCUCCCUCUGACAUCUCCCUUGAACUUCCCACCCAUUACCUUAAAGCCAUGUCCUCUUGUUUUGAGCAUUGGUGCCCUGGGAAAGAGGUGCUGGCUGUCCACUCUAUCUAUUCCUCUUAAUAUUUUGUACACCUCUAUCAUGUCUCCUCUCAUCCUCUUUCUCUCCAAUGAGUAAAGCCCUAGCUCCUUUAGUCACUCCUCAUAAUUCAUACUCUCCAAUCCAGGCAGCAUUCUGGUAAAUCUCCUCUGCACCCUUUCCAACGCCUCCACAUCCUUCCUAUAAUGAGGCGACCAGAACUGGACACAGUACUCUAAGUGUGGUCUAACCAGAGUUUUGUAGAGCGGCAUCAUUACCUCACAGCUCUUAAACUCGAUCCCAUGACUUAUGAAAGCAUCCCAUAAGCUUUCUUAACUACCCUAUCUACCUGUGAAGCAACUUUCAGUGAUCUGUGGAUAUGAACCCCCAGAUCCCUCUGCUCAGCCACACUACCCAGAAUCCUGCCAUUAACCUUGUACUUUGCCUUGGAGUUAGUCCUUCCAAAGUGUACCACCUCACACUUCUCUGAUUGAACUCCAUCUGCCACUUCUCAGCCCAGUUCUGCAUCUUAUCAAUAUCCCUCUGUAAGCUUCGACAGCCCUCCACAACACCACUGUGUCAUCUGCAAACUUGCUAACCCACCCUUCCACGCCCUCAUCCAAGUCGUGAAUAAAUAUCAUAAAAAGUAGAGGUCCCAGAACCGAUCCCUGUGGGACACCACUAGUCACAGCCCUCCAAUCUGCAUGCACUCCCUCCACCAUAACCCUCUGCUUUCUACAGGCAAGCCGAUGCUGAAUCCACACGGCCAAGCCUCCCUGGAUCCCUUGCCCUCUGACCUUCUGAAGAAGCCUACCAUGCGGAACCUUGUCAAAAGCCUUACUAAAAUCCAUGUAGACCACAUCUAUUGCACUACCCUCAUCAAUCUUCCUGGUCAACUCUUCAAAGAACCCUAUCAGGCUUGUGAGGCAAGUUCUUCCCUUCACAAAGCCAUGCCGGCUGUCCCUAAUCAGUCCAUGAUUCUCUAAAUGCUCAUAGAUCCUAUCUCUUAGAAUCCUUUCUAACAGCUUACCCACCACAGACGUAAGGCUCACUGGUCUGUAAUUCCCUGGUCUAUCCCUUCUACCUUUUUGGAAUAAGGGGACAACAUUUACCACCCUCCAAUCCUCCGGUACCAUUCCUGUGGACAGCAAGGACUCAAAGAUCCUAGCCAACGGUUCAGCAAUCUCCUCCCUCGCCUCAGGAAGCAGCCUGGGGAAUAUUCCGUCAGGACCCGGGGACUUAUCUGUCCUAAUAUUUUCUAACAGCUCCAAUUAUGAUUGAGAACAGGGUGUGAUCUUUGGUUUCCCAGCUUCCCAGAAGAGGGAGGGGGACCCUUGGAAGCUCUUGCGCAUCUGCUGACUGUGGUCACAUCUGGGCUUGUUGCUUCGCUCAGUAUUGAUAAAGGAUAAAAGGGUCUCCCUUUGGGGAGUUGGAGUUCACUCUGGAAGAUGAGCUCUUGGGAUUUUCCCCUCCCCCACCCCCCCCAUCCUGCUCCCUGUAAUUUUUCAUCCACUCCUCCCUGUGUAGCCCAACCAAUUGGUGUGAACCUUAAGCUGUUGGUUCUGGACUGAGCCCCUCCUCCUUGCUCUGUUGACUUUCACCAGACUGAUUGCAUUGGGAACCUCUUGCUCCAAGGUUAUUCCCAGGAAUCUGUCCAAACGGCUGCUUGGUCAGCUCAAUGAGGCCUGCGUGCCCUGCUUUGCGCGGGUGCUGUGGAGUGAACAUGGUGCCAGCUAAGGAUGGGGUUGGGCUCAGUGUGGGCACUCGCUCAUAGUUGGCGUCAGUCAAGUCCUACUGCUGGAGUGCCAGUUCUCCGUAGGGGGAAGCCUACAGUACGAGCGGUGAGGGGAUCCUCUUGGUUGGCUUCAGAUUGGAAGCAUCUCCCCUCCAAAUGGAGUCACUUCCCCCAUGUAUUAAUGAAGACAUUUUAUCGAUGGUCUCACGCUGCUUAUUCCAGUCCAGAAUAUACAGAAUAUAAAUUGUCUAUUUGUAAAAUAAAGUAUUAUUUUUGCAUUAGGAAAGGUUUUGUGCGUCUGAGAGAGUGCGUGUUUGAGCUUGUGUGUGCACGGGAAGGGUUGGUACACUGGUGCACGAGCGUGCAUUUGUAACUCUGCUGUUUAAGCCUGAGGAACACAGCGGGCGGGCAGGAGCCUGGUGUAGGCUCUGCUGUUACUGAGAUACUUUGUCAUUCCACUUGUGAGAAGUGAAUGGCAGUCGAGGGUUUGAGGAUAUUGUGUUGUAAAGCUUAUUGUCCAGGUGGUUUAAAAAGCCACAUUUUUGGUUAAGAGCACAUUUUUACUUGCAAUAAAUUAUGGUUAAGAAACCUUUU